GCUUUGGUUGUACAAGCACUGUAACUGUUACCAUUUUCCGAAAUUUGAAUUAUUUCAAUGUUUGUGGUGCCAAUUUAUACGUUUAUUUGUGUAUAAAAGUAAUACUAUAAGCGUUUCUGUCUUGCAGACUGAAGUAUUAAGGGAUUUUAGUUUGACUGUGCAGGUCAAAAUGCGAUGAUUUUCGCAAAAUAAAACUUGCGUACCAGCUAGUGCCAGUGUGCUGCCAGGUUGCGCGGCAAAACUUUGAAGAAGAAAAUCCAAUCAAUGAACACGUUGUGCAAUUCAAAACUCGUCCUAAACUGAAGAAAAGUCAUGGUAAAGUGAUCAAGAGGCAUUGAAUUGAACAUGGAGAAGGAUGUCCUUGAUUCCCUUGAGGAUUUGGGUUUUGCGUACAAUGAUCCUAUUAUGGAGGAGAAUGUGCUUCUCGAAUGUGUAGAAAAAGAAGAAAUCACAUUUGAGUUCAUGCGGUUGUGCAAAUGGUUGACAGAUGAAAUACAGGUCUUUAGUGGAGAUAUAGAGAGAAUUACUGGCACUGAUAAAGAUGAAUUUUCAAUUGAAAUGAGUGAAUUUCUCCGGGAAUAUGGUUGUCCUUACCCAGAAUUAUUGGGGGUGACUGGUCUAAAUUCAUCAGAAAAUAGGCUGUUAUUGUUGUUGUUCUUGACAUCAGAACUACAGGCGUGCAAGAUCCUAGGUCAAGAUGAUGAAGCAAUGGAUGUUGAUGAGGAAGAGACCAGUCCAGCAUUUGAACAUCUAAGUGCAAUAUUGAAAGCUCUGAAUCUUCCCCAACCUGAGAAACAAGUCUCAGUGUUUGAUUUACUUUCCAACAUUGAGAAGCAGGUGAAUGUCGUUGUGCGUAAAUUUCCCAAAGGUCAUCUUGGUGAACCAUUGCUUACUAAACGCCUUAAUUCAACUCAAUGGGCACAGGUUGAACAAAUCAAUAAAACACUAUUAAAAGAAUACUCACUUCGGAGACGGACAUUGCUGACUCGUCUCGAUGUCACAGUCAGAUCAUUUCAGUGGUCAGAACUUGGGAAGAGAAAUCAAGACUCAAUAUCUGGUGAUUUUCAACCCAUCAGAAGGUCCCUGGAGGAACAAGCCCCAGUCUCAAUUGCUGACAUCUUGGCUGCCAGAACAGAUUUGACUAAAGUGACAAAAACAAGUAGUGGAGAUUUGAGAAAGAAAACAAAAUGUGCUAUCAACAGAGUACUUAUUGGAAAGGUCCCGUACAGGGGUGGAAAACCUUCUGCAAAGGGGCCUCCUCCGGAUAUGCCACAAUUUUCAAAACGACAAGAACCUGCUAGGGAUCAACGAGGACAUCGUGGUGGUCGUGGGGGUGGAAAAGGAGGACGUGGUGGUUCAAGGGUACAAUCAGGUGUUGGGAGGGGUAAUCGUGGUGGGAUGGAUACAGGCGGGGGUAACAAGGGAUGGAAAGAGAACCAGGAUGCUCGUAGAGGAGGUCAGGAUGGAGGUUUCCUCGUGACCAAGCCUGGUUAUUAUCAACAUGACACUUAUCGAAGUUGAGCGAGACCGCUGCUUCACGCAUUGCGGGUCAGUGUACUUGGUCUUGGAGGGCAAUAACGUUGGGUGAAUGAGAGUUGCUUUCGCGUGCAGAGGAAAUAAUCAAAUUAAAACAAUCGUUAAACUGACCGAAAUGCUUGUAUGUGAAUUCUGGAUGUUCAGUAACAGGAAAUAACUUUCCUUAAACUUCUGUCAGAGCGUGAAGAAUGAUUUACCUCAAGAAAGCUGAUCUCUUGUGUUUCGUGAGGAUGAACAUUAUCUCUUUUACAAAGUUCCGCUUUGACAGAUUGGAUCUAAAAGUUGAAAUCUUAAUUUCUGACGGCGGACUAAAUGUACCUUGAUUUAUCACAAUAUAUAUUUAACAACAAAUUACAAUAUUUACAUCAAAUCUAAUUCUAUC
Messenger RNA from Dendronephthya gigantea, 1918 nucleotides. RefSeq names its product protein FAM98A-like. NCBI's taxonomy places the organism in Eukaryota, Metazoa, Cnidaria, Anthozoa, Malacalcyonacea, Nephtheidae. The record is from RefSeq and is a predicted model, not a curated record. The transcript has 12 exons. Gene Ontology annotation, cellular component: tRNA-splicing ligase complex. The coding region runs from base 346 to 1521 and encodes 391 amino acids.